This is a messenger RNA of Canis lupus familiaris (dog), 5242 nucleotides long. RefSeq names its product nucleic acid binding protein 1 (gene NABP1). Gene Ontology annotation, biological process: mitotic cell cycle checkpoint signaling; response to ionizing radiation; double-strand break repair via homologous recombination. Bases 72 to 848 code for a protein of 258 amino acids. The transcript is spliced from 8 exons. Lineage: Eukaryota; Metazoa; Chordata; Mammalia; Carnivora; Canidae. Gene Ontology annotation, cellular component: SOSS complex. The record is from RefSeq and is a predicted model, not a curated record. Gene Ontology annotation, molecular function: DNA binding.
GCCCCGGCCCCGGCCCCGGAGGGGAGCCCCGUCCCGCCCCCGCCCGCAGCCGCGGCCGCACCUGCCUCGAUAUGAAUGGGGUCAGCGACCCGCCUCUCUUUAUAAAAGACAUUAAGCCCGGACUGAAAAACUUAAAUGUCGUCUUUAUUGUCCUGGAGAUAGGACGCGUGACCAAAACCAAAGACGGCCACGAAGUGAGAUCCUGCAAAGUAGCAGAUAAAACGGGCAGCAUCACGAUCUCCGUGUGGGAUGAGAUCGGAGGGCUCAUACAGCCCGGGGAUAUUAUUCGGUUGACCAGAGGGUAUGCAUCCAUGUGGAAAGGGUGUUUGACACUUUAUACUGGAAGGGGUGGAGAACUUCAGAAAAUUGGGGAAUUUUGUAUGGUUUAUUCAGAAGUGCCAAAUUUCAGUGAACCCAACCCAGACUAUCGAGGACAACAGAGCAGAGGGGCACACAAUGAACAGAAGAGUAAUUCCAUGAAUAAUAAUAUGGGUACAGGUACAUUUGGACCAGUGGGAAAUGGGGUUCAAAGUGGCCCAGAAUCAAGGGGAUGCCAAUUUUCAUAUGCUGGUAGAAGCAAUGGCCGGGGACCUACAAAUCCACAGCUACAAGGAACUGCUAAUAAUCAGACAGUCAUGACCACAAUAACAAAACUGUUAAGCUGCUCAAGUCUCCUGUUGAAGAAUUUGAAGAAUGGGAACACUCUGAAAAGGAAGCCUCCAAAACCAAAGCAAAGUGAAUUACAGUCCAUAAUGAAUAUUUGCCCUACCAGUCUGCUUGGACGGUACUCAUCAAGAAGAGGAAGAAAGUUUUCUACCUUCCUCUUUUCCUGGUGCUUUGACCUGUGAAUUUUUAAAUGUCUAAACACCUACCAAAAACAAAAACCAUGUAGUCUAGAAAUACACAGCCUGCUAGGAUUGGGUCCCGUUUCAUUUCUGCAAAGACACUUCGGAAGUGAUUUGAAGUCUCAUCAGCCCGCUGGCCCCUCCUCUCUGGGCCAACUUUUUGGGUAGUGGCUACAAUACAGAAACGGGAAGAUGAACUCCUAAAUCCAGAGGAUGAUGUGUAAUAUUGAGGGUUGCAGCGCACAUUCCCAUAGGCAUUUACCCAGGGUUUCCUGUAGUUUACUACCUCUUUUUUUUUUUUUGCUUUUUUUCCUAUAGGUUUUUUUAGUAAUCUGCUUUAACUUUGAAGACCGUUUUAACUUGAUGCCCUGAAUGUUUUUAGUACUGAGUCCUUGUCACUUGUGUUAUCAUUUAAUAUUUUAAAAGAACAUUUAAUUCUGGGUUGAGUAAUAAUGCUAAAAGGAUGAUGCUGAGAACAAAUAAAUGUGGGGUUAAUAUAAAGUUAUGAUUAUGAGAACAUUUAAAGUAUAGGAAGCUGGUUAACUGGCCCUAUACAGUGUUCUCAGAAGUACAAAUUGACUGUUUUAUGACAGUCUGAAGACACAAUGGCACUUUUAAGUCCAUAUAGGUCUGGCAUUCUAGUUCUAGAAAUGACUUCCCUUUUUUGUUAUGAAAGUGAUUACUGUUUGCUCCAGGCAACUUAGGGCUCCCCUGUGACUCUUAAGAUCCUUAAGACAGCAAACCCUGAAAACCAUAUGAAAGCAGAAUCAACAUGGAGCACUUGCCCAGCCUCAGUCUGUUUUGCCUCUAGGCUUUUUCUUGGGAUUACUUGCCCUACGAUGGCUUUUAUAGAAAUGUAUUAUUCUUUAAUCCUAUCUGAUGAAAGUCUUAACAUUUCUGGUAGAAAAGAGAGUUACAGUUCUCUAGUAGGGGCUAUGGGAGGGGUAAAGGCAGAUGUACUUGGCUGUGGUGAAAACCAGGCUUCAGCCAAUGAUUAGAUGUUAGGGUAAGGACACUCCCACGUUUCACAAGGUAGUUGUAAUGAUUAACAGUUCAGGUAUACUUCUGAGGAAAUCUAAUUGUGACCUUUGGAAAACAGCACUGUCGUGAAUGCUACGUUGUUAGGUCCCAAGGGAGAAGCUUAGGAAAAUAUUUUACUUUCCAGGCAUAUUCAGCUUUUCUCCAAAUUCAUUGAAGUUAAAAAAACAAAUUCAUUGAAGAACCAAAUCACUCCAGGUUUCUGAGCUAAAAGGGUCAAUGUUUCUCAAAGCAUAGGUCACAAACUAAGAGACUAGGGGAAAUCAAGUCCAGACCGUCCCCCAAUAAGCCAUUCACUUAGCACUUUUCUCCUUAAGAACACGAGGCCCAAAGAUGUUCCUAAGGGCUCUUUGCCACUGUAAGACGGUAGCAAAGUGAACGUUUUAACAAGUUGGACUCGUAGACCUGUAAGCCUUUUGGAAAGGUCUUGAAAAGUAACCCACAACUAGUACGGCUCCACAAGUUUAGUAUAUGUGCUGCCGAAGUGAGCACAACUCCACAAGUUUUAAGACCAUGCCGACCCAAGGCCGCCAACCCAAGGCUGCAGUAGACUCCGGUGUCUUGAGAGGCCACCUUCACACCACAGUCCUCAACAUGACAGAGACCAGAUCAGCUGAAGGAUCUGGCAUGCCUUUAGAAGCCAGUCUUUUUAACUAUUUCCAACCAGAAGUCCAGCACCUUUUUGUUUGACUCCACUGAAAUCUUUUGAGUGGAAAAGUUCAGUUUCUUGUCCAUCUGUUGGAUAUGUUGAGUGAAACGGACAUAGUGGUUUCUAAGCCACUUCUGUGAGAUUUCCCUCAGGAACCCGUUGGAGGUACGAGUUGCUGCUCUUCUCUAUCAGAAGGAUUUUUUUAAAGUGUGGGUCUUGGUAGAGCAGCACUUGAAAUAAUGGCCUUGAGGAUUUUUGUCUCCUGCCCUUGAUACCUUCCCCAACACAAAUAACUUGAAAGGCCUAUACAAUUUCUUUGUGAGGCUAGACUCUACCAAAGUUCCGUUUUAUAAAACAUGGAGAAAUUGUAGUUCGAUGCUUCCAAAGGGCAGAGCUGAGUAAAACAGGGUAGUCUUGAGUAUGGCCUCUGGGUGUGAGCUGUGUUUAAUUUUGAAUUAGGUUCAAGCAGAAAUUUCAAAUUAUGAGAAUACUAAAAUCAGAUCGUCUACAGUGCAGCCCCCUAACUUCAUUUGGGCCUAUAUCAAAAGGCUUUUUUCAACCUAGGUUUCUGUUAAGCUUUUUUGAGAAUAGAUUUUAUUAGUGCUUAUCUCAGCAAAUAUACUUUGAUAGCAUCUUCAACUCUCUCUUGCCCCCAGAGCAUUCCUCAGUCCCCUACUAUAUUUGUGCAGAGAGGCUGGCCAAAGUGAAAAGUAGUGGUGUUGGGGGCAUGAUGAGCAUUCCUAGGAGUGCCUAAUAGAAGCCACCACCUAGAGAUCUCAGUCUUGUUCUGUACGCAGCUAAAUAUUCACUAGUGAUCUGCAAGGCAUCACUUGGUAGCUAUGGUGGCUGGUCUUCUAGGUUUCAAAUAAAACCCUAGUAGGAGAGGAAGACCUCUGACCUAGGUCCUAGGACUAAGCAAAAAUAAAAUCAGUAGUCGGCUCGGCUAGUGCCAUCUACUGGGUGAUUAUAGUUUCUGCAGCUGAGGAAUCUGGCUCAACACGUGGGCGAAAGGUUUUCAAGGUUUCUUUAUUCCAUUGGCUAAGAAUUUCUGAUGGCCUCAUGGUACAGAUCACUAGGGAGUAGUUGAGCCAUCUAGUUCUAAUUUAUGAACCAGCAACACCCUGACAUCAAAAGUAAGUUCCCCUCAGUUAAACGGGCUUAUUAAACCCCGAACUGCCCCCAAAGCUAUAGAAAAUAUGGAAAAGUUUACCAAACUUUGCGUUCUUAUUACAUUUGUCAACAAUACUGGUAGGGAGUGUAAACUUAAAAAUACUUUUUUGGUGGGUGGUGUUUUGGUGUUUUGGUAAAAACAGCUGAAGUAGAACAUGAAACUGCCUUUAUUUGUAAAACCCUAGCCAAAUGACUGCGCUGUUCUUGUAGGGAUGUUAACUUUGCAGGACGUAACUUGUUUUAAAUUUCCGUGACGAUGUGCGUUAGUGAAAAAUAGUCUUGAGCUGAGUGAUCUUGGUUUGAGUCCUAGAUCUGUUUACCGGCUCCAUGACCGUGAGCCUUGUUAUGAAACGAAGAUGAUGGGGCUCUGAGGACUGUGUGAGCCAGUGUGCAAAACACAACCAUAUCAAGGGCUCAGCAAACAUUAACUGCUCUCCAUGAGCAGUGGAAAUAGGCGACUACUGAUGAUUUUUCUCAUGCCUUGAGAAGACAAUCCUAUUUGACAUCUGAAAUCUUAGGCAACUUGUAUCUGUUAUCGCAGUUAAGUUGUUUUUGUUUUUGUUUUGGAGAUUUUAUUUAUUCAGGAGACAGAGAGGCGAAGACCCAGGCAGAGGGAAAAGCAGGCUCCAUGCAGGGAGCCCGACGCGGGACUCGAUCCCAGGAUCCCGGGGUCAUGCCCUGAGGCAAAGGCAGAUGCUCAACCCCUGAGCCCCCCCAGGCACCAGAGGUUGGGUUUCUCCUGGUGCGUGUAUGUGUGUGUGCAAACAGCCAAGCCUUUGCACCCUCCUCUGGGCGCAGAGUCCGCAGGCAGGCAGCUGCGACGGCCCCGGGGCAGGGGGUCUUGGCAAAGGCCUGCCCUGCAGCUGUACUUCCUGUGCUGCUUUUCCGUUCACCUUUGCCCAGAGGCCGGGGCACGUGGGCCAGGGCUGGCGCAGAGGGGAGGUCAGUGGGCCCCAAGCCCCAGGAGGAAGCCCGCCUUCCCAGUGACAGCGCCCAGGGGUGUUUGCUCCUCAGCACUGAGUAACCUCGCAACAUGUUAUUAAGAAAAAUCUCGAACAUACAGUGAUGUUGAGCGAAUUUCAGAGUAGACCUUCGUGCAUUCACCACUUAGACUUUCUUCUUCCCGUGUGACUGUUUCAUCGCCUCCGUGGCGUUCACCCACCCACUCCUCAUAGGUCUCGUGAGCACGUCUGGUGCAGCAGCUCAUUGGCCAGAGACCCCUGCAGUGUCCUGGGUGCACCUGUGGCCUUUAUGGGCUGCCUGUGCCUGGGAGCCUGAACCCCUCAGGGCACAAGAACAGGGCCACCUGGCAGCAACUGUUCCCCUGCGCUUUCCCAAGUCACCCCCCAAGGCCCAGGGACAGUAGACUCUCCUGAUCUUUAAAAAACCAUCUUUAACCAAAGGGGGACGUUUUGUAAGUGCCAAGGUCAGAUCUAGAUUUCCUGGCCGAGUUCAAGAGCUCCAGUGAUGCCGGACACAGCCGAACCCAGGCUCACACAUCCCAAAAAUGUAAUCCUAAGACCUUGGUUGUUUUUUUUUU